Molecule: messenger RNA, 1994 nt
Organism: Cryptococcus deneoformans JEC21
Lineage: Eukaryota; Fungi; Basidiomycota; Tremellomycetes; Tremellales; Cryptococcaceae
Exons: 4
Coding region: 456-782 (108 amino acids)
Source: RefSeq, a predicted model, not a curated record
CCAUCCAAAGGACAGAGGGAACGCCUUCAACUGAUAAGUUGAUGCCUUUGUUGCAAAGGACUGCGUAUUUCCUACUGCCCACUAAUACACUUGACAUGUACACAGCGGACGCUGGCAAGUAGUGGUCCGUCGUACGUGAUGGCUGAAGGACUUAUUGCUAAUCAUCGGACGGACAAACGAAAUACGCUUGGUCAAAGGCAGACAGAACCCUCUUUACACAAAUCAAAUUUAAUCUCGCCUCCUGUGGUGCUCCUCCAAUACAUAAUAGGAACAAAAGGCCCUUUCUUGGCUGUCCAUGGAUAAGAGCCGGACGAGGUAGUUGAAAUUUAUAUAACCCCAUCCUUCAUCCUCAUCUUUGUAAGGCGACAUUGUUAUUGGGGCUUUAUGAUCACUAUUGGUGCGACAGGGAUUUGGCCAAUCCGUAUACAUUAGCGCUAUUAACUUUAACCAUCGACAUGUCUCCGAGAUAUUACACCGUUGAUGACUCACAGUGGUCAACCCCAGCCCUCUCCCUCUCGCCUGGAUGGAAUAUGCUCCGAGUCAAUGGCUCAGAUGAAUAUAUCAACCAGACUGAGGUGGAUAGUAUGCGACCUCUUCUAGAAAUUUUUUGGAAUAAUUCAAUCAGCUGGACGACCACAUUAGGAAGCUGGACUUCAAUAUACUUCAACGGAACCUCCAUUUCGGCAUUCGGUCUCGCCGGCCCUAACCAGGGGAAAUUCACUGCUGUACUCGAUGGUGAAGCAAUGGGCUCAUACACUGCUCAGCAGGAUAACGUUGAUUAGCAUAAUCUCCUUUAUAAUGCCACCAACCUACAAAACGGAUACACUCAUAAUCUCACUUUUAUAAACAUUGGUAAUCAACAAAGUUUUGCCUUUGACUAUGCGAUCAUUGAAGAGUCUGUCUAUAAUCAUAUCAGUGUCACUACCUCCGACUCCUUUGCUAUAACUAUUGCCAAGGCAACCAUUGAGCCUUCACCAUCUUUUGAUGAUACGACGACAGCAGUGGCUGCUCAAAGUUCUUCAGCUCAGCUUUCCGCGCUCUCUCAAGGAACAUAUCAUGUAAAAUGGAAUGGUGCUAUGUACUUUGUCGUCAUUUUCUCUUCGAUCAUGGGAGCCGCAUUACUUUUGUGGUUAAGUCAACUCAUCGUGAAAAGGAGACUAAGGAAGAAAGAAAGGGAGUCUACACGGCGUCUUGUUGGUGGUAUCUUUCAAUUGCCCAGGGGCUCGGAAAAGAAGUGGUCGGAAGCGGAAAGAUGCGAAGCGGGAGAAAGAAGCGACAUAAUCGCUUUUGACGAAAGUAGAUUCAAGAGAACGACAAAGUUAUUGGAGGCUCUUAGAGGGAAGAAUAUUAGUCAUCCGACUGAAACUGGUGAAGGCGGGGGUAUGGGGUGAAGGAAGAGACAAUGUUGUAACACCAGUAGGCUGCUAUGAUAUAACUGGUCAUUGCAAUCAAAUGGACAAUGGAAAGUGAUAAUUGUGGGUAUACAGCCAAGAUUUUUCAUACGCAUCUUUAUAUAUAAGAAGAUCUAAUAGCAGUGUCCAAAUAUGUAGUUGAAAUUUUAUGCCUCAUGGUUCAUCGACAGCUUUGGUGCGGUCAUAAUAUAUAGUAAUUCAUGACAGACUUCUCAAAUAUACAUGAGAUGGUUGCUUGGAAGCAAAUUCAACAUGGCCUGCGUGUCACCCUCAAAUCUCUGAUCAUUUUGAUCAAUAUUUAUCAGAAGUCGACGUCCUUUGAGCCGUCUAGCAUUUCUCUCAAUAUAUCGUUGAAUCUAGCCUGGUAACUUGUAAUCAGAUUUCAACCGACGGGUCGGAUAUAGCGAACUUUUGACUACGUACAGUAGUAAUUUGACCCCAUAUGGGUCCUAGUUGCUCCAUACGCUCGUCUUCAGUCAUCUCAUAAGCUAGCCUUUCUGCACCACCAUAGGCGGCGAGAGCGUAUCGCGCGCCGAAUGUGUUAAUACCAAACAUUUCCACCAUAGUAUUUUCAUGUUCUAC